Pecten maximus is the source of this 3381-nucleotide messenger RNA. RefSeq lists its product as uncharacterized. Lineage: Eukaryota; Metazoa; Mollusca; Bivalvia; Pectinida; Pectinidae. The record is from RefSeq and is a predicted model, not a curated record. Gene Ontology annotation, cellular component: membrane. The transcript has 6 exons. The coding region runs from base 215 to 1084 and encodes 289 amino acids.
ACAGAGACACACUGCUAUAUUAUGAUAGAUUCGACGCGGAAUUGUUGGCAUUGUUUUACCCAGGUGAUGGAAUGGAAUGUGAAUGUGAUUUCGUUGGUCGUCUCGGGCGAUAUAAGGAGGACAUAUGUUUGGCAAUCUCUUACCGGAACGCCUGGCCCCCGAAACCCCCGCCAUUCUCUAGGUCGGCAGUAACAAAGCCAAUGCUAGAUUGAUCAUGGUGUGCUGUACGCGAGAACAUUUUCGUCUCCAUAAGUUCGGAUUGGAACAUCAGCAACCCAAAGACUUCGUUACAUUACAGGCGGGAAGUCGAGUUCACUACCUAAUAUGGUCAUCCUUCUGGACGAUGUUCCACCUGAUCUGGUGUGCCUACGAUGCCUAUUUCUUCAACGCUACCUGGGACGUACACCCAGCCUCGUGGCUGGUCUACCUCACCAACUGGUCCUACACGCUUAUAACAGUCCAUUCCUUCAUCGACUUCAUCAUCGCUAGCUACACCCACUUCUACAAAUAUGACAAAACAGAAAAGGAAAUGCCGUGGUAUAUGAAGGUUAACUGGGUAAUCUUCAACACGAUGAACACCUCGGCCAUACUACUAACACUGACGUACUGGGUUCUCCUGGCGAAAUCAUUUGCAGCCACGUCCAUCAACAAGCACGGCAUCAACGCUCUCUACGUCAUCUUGUGUGUUUCUUUUACGGCAAAGCCAAUCAAAUUUCAGCAUUUUUACAUACCCGUUAUAUACAAUCUAAUCUAUAUUAUAUUCUGUACUAUAUAUCAGAUUAUAUCCGGUCACGUGGUAUAUUCGUUUUUAAACUGGGGUGAAAAACCUGUGUCGUCACUGGUUCUUUCAUUAGGUUACGUGUUUGUAUGUUGUCCCAUCAUGCAUAUGUUAAUCUACGGACUAUAUCGUCUGAGACUGCGCAUCGCUAGGCGAUGUGCGAGGGCUUCCGAACAGCCUCGAUUACCUGGUGAGGCGGAAGUGGAAAGUAGAAUGUUAACAAAGACUGAGGAGACUGAUCAGAAUAUGGUCCUAUCGAACGGACAACACAAAGCUAUUUUUAGUUCGGCCGUGGCAGAGGUCUGAAUGUGUGUGGUUAGAGACAUAUUUUAUCAAUGCAAUCAGAAGUGUAUGUUAAUAGUGCGUGAUUUUGAUGGGUGUGGACUAAACUGUAUUUUUGUUUUAAAUAGUGCUAAUGGAGUGUAGAGUUAUUCGUAUAAGGGAAUCAACAUUGCAUUGCCUGUUACCGAGAAUCAACCAUUGUUGUGCCAUUAUACAUUACAGUAUUGAGAUAAGUAGAUAAGUAUACUGCAAAAUUACCUGUGAAAUUAUAUUAAGAUGUACCUUACUUUUGGAUUUCCUGUUAUGGCGUCAUGUGAUUUAGAUUUUACAGACUCUCAGAUGUAUCACUUUGUAUGAUUGUAAAUGUUUACGGUUAAAACAUCCAUUGUAUUUCAUCUUCAUGGUUUGUUGUCGACGUAUUUUACGAAUGUAAUGACAAUAUGUAUCACUUUGAUAGCAGUAUUAUUUUCUGUAUUUGAUCAAUGCAAGAUGAAUUUCAUCAUUUUUCUGUUCGAAAUCACUCCAAUAGUUGUAAAAUGCUACUUUCUGGAAUUCUUUCAUUUGUAAAGUGUUUCUGCGCGGCUGUUCAAACAUUUGAUCUGAAUGUUUAUACACUGGGAAAGUGACAGGAAAGUCAAGUUAUAUUGGUUUUGUCAAGUUUAUCUACCAUUACAGGUAGUUGAUGAGGUCAGUAUGUAGUUCAGCGAUAUCAUGAUACAAAUCAUUCUGAUCUAUUAGAGUUAUUUCCCUUCGUUUCACUCUCUUAGUGUAUGUGUCGCGUUCUCUGAUUGAUCAGCGCGAAAAGCACUGCGCGUGCAAUGAGGCAAUGGCUUGACAGCCGAUGAGGUCCGAGAAAGGGUGCAUAUCCAGAUGGUACCAUGCUUAUCUUUUUCAUUUUGAGACCUCCCUUUAUCAGCUGUUUAGAUACCGAGUAAGUUAAUAUACAUAUAGAUGUUUUUCGCCUUAUUGUCGUUAUACAAUUCCAUGUUCAAUUACGAUGUAUGUAAUAUCUAAAUCUAUUCAUGAGGUCAGUAUCAAUAGAAAUGUUCAUGUAAUAUUAAUUACUACUCAUAUCUAUAUGAUAAUUAACACUAAAUCUACGUCCAUUUGGUAUAACCAGAAUGCGAACUGAACAUCACAAUCUCGCUGUCUCUGUUGUCCUGUGUUCUAUGUCAUUCUCUGGCACAUUUCUAUAAAGACAACGCGUCAAAAUCAUUUAGGUACAGUAUACAUAUAUAGUGUAUACAGUUGUAGACAUGUCCCAUUCCAGUAUUGCUCUCAUCAUUGUUCUCGGUACCAACCGUACACAUACCGGUGUAUGCUGCUUUUAAACAAGGGCACUCUGACAUUGCAUAAUAUCAAAAUGUACAUAACUGUCACAUAAAAACAUGGUUGUUCUGCUAAGAUAACUGAUAUAUAAUUUCAUUUAAAGAACUCCAUUAAUCACUUUUUUAAUUCCGUCAAUAUAUGUGUGUUGUUACGUUGAAGAUUUAAAGCGAAUUUUAGACUCACGCGUUAGCAUUGUCUUCAGUCAGAUAAAUUACGUACAUGUAUAAUGGUUUUUAAGAUAUUGCUAUCGGCUACAUGUCGAUGAAGUAAGGGCGGUUUAGAUUAGAUUCGAUAAUUGCGGGAUAUAUGAAAUAAUUCAUUCCAAGUAAGAAACCUUUAAUUUAUUUAUACAUUUGACAUAAUUUUAAUAUGUAUAUAUAACUGUUUCUCAGUGUACAGCAUUUUUUUUGUGUUGAAUAAUAAGAACUGGUUCAAGUGUUGUAAGAUUGGGUUUCGUUUUUAUAGUUUUUAUUGUAGUGAAAGUCAUUAAUCGGUUUCCUUGUAAAAAAGUUUUAGCGGACCGUCUGUUUUCGCUAGGAGGGCUUUAAAAAACUGCCUUUGAAGUUAAAGAAUAUACCUAGAUAUGUAUACCCUUGAACUUUGACUAACUCUGUAUUUUUAUAUGGUCUCAAUACUUAACUAUGAGCAAAUUUGUUUUGUAAAAUUAUUUUACGCGGGUAAGAAUUCGACUUUUGUCAAUUUAUUUUCUUCUUUUUUUUUUUAACAAUUAGAAUUUUAAAAAAUCGAACAAAAACUUAUCGCUACCUUUAUCGAGGAGCGAAUGACUUUUGUCAUUACUACAAUGAAGGUAACCGCGCUAUAAACACAUACUAUGUUAUUAUGUACAUCAUGAAGUACAGUUAGUGUAGGAUUGUCAUUACUCAGUAAGCAACCUAUAAUCCAUUUCUAGUUGUUACUUCAACCGAUGAGAUUAUGAGAGAGUGUUUUUAAUGUAUUUCGAAAUUAAAAAAAUAAUGAACAAGAGUGAAAAA